AUAAUUAUCAUGCUCAAUGUUUGGACUGCCUAUUUUGAUCUUAGACAAUAUGAUUGCCGACUCCAGCCUGCUAAUGAGCCGAGCGCGGUAAGCGCUGACAUCUCUUGAAUCUGUAGAGACAAAUAUAUAGCACCUUUCUUGCCAGGACCGCUUCAUUGCGUCAAACUCGGCAACCUAGGUCACAAACCCAACUUCCCAUAAGCCAAGGCGCGAAACAUAGCUCUCUCGCUCUAGUCAACAGCCGGAAAUGGCUGAUGCCGGCGGCAGCUCUAGGGCCAGACGCGGCAAGCGCGCGAGGGAAGGCACACCCGCACAAGUCACAAAUGCUCGGGUGUUUGACGCGCUGCCUAACGAAGUCUCAGCUCGGGUUGCCGCCUUCCUGCCACCGAAUGAGGUGGCGACCACGCUGCGCCUCGUCAGCCCAGCGGCGGCAGCGCUGUACUUUCCACACCGUCAAGUCAAGCUGUCGCAAUCCGUCCCCGUCCAUGCGUUCGCCGCCAAAUGGACGCCAGAGGCGGCACGGGCUCUGACCACCGCCCAAAGGCGCAGUCUGGUGCAGCUGACGGCGAACACGGGCGUGCUGAAGAACCUGGAGGUCGCGCUGCGGGUCACGGGCGUGGGCCGCACGGUGGCGCUGGAGGCCGCCGCCGCCUCGGGCCGCGUGUCUGUGGUCCGCAGUGUGUGCGGCUGGCUCAAGCGCGUGGCGAAGCACCCCGUGGAGCGGCCCGAGGUGGAGAUGCUGGUGGAGGUGGCCGCCGCGGCGGGCGCCGUGGAGCUGCUGCGCUGGCUGAAGCUGGGGCAGCGCGGGGCCGAGCUGGCGUACAGCGUGGCCCUGGAGAAGGCCUGCCUGGGCGGGCACCAGGGCGCGGCGGAGCUGCUGCUGCGGGAGCUGCAGGGGCGGCACCCUCAGGACUGGUGCGACCUGGACGACAUCAUGGGGCUGCCCUGCCUGGCCGCGUCCAAGGGGCAUUAUGCGCUGGCCCAGUGGCUGCUGGCUCAGAUCCCGCCCCACUUCGAGCCCGAGCUGCUCGACCUGCUGGCCACCACCGCCGCCGGCUGCAGCCUGGCACAGCUGCAGGCCAUCAUCGCGAGGGAGAUGAGGCUGCGGGGCCGGCCCACAGCCGGCAUCGAGACAGCGGCGGCGGCAGCAGCGGGAGUAGCGGGAGCAGGGGCGGCGGGAGCGGGAGUAGCGGGAGCAGGGGCAGCGGGAGGAGGACGCGGCGGCGAGCGGCAGCGGCCGCAGCACCCGGAUGGCCCUUGGUGGGGCGAGCAAGGCGGCAUCCUAGGAGACGUGUGGGAGGGCAGGUUCGUGCUUGCCGCGGCGGCGGCCAGCGAGACGCCGGACUGGCGCGAGAAGGUGGAGUGGCUGCUGUCCCGCGGCGCCGCGCUGGGGGAGCUGGGCCCCGGCGGCCCGCCCUGCACGCUGCUGGACGCGCACGGCUGGGACCCGCUGCUGGACUGCGGGCUGGUGCGGGGCGGCCCGGAGCGCCUGGCCUGGCUGAGGGACCGCGGCUCUAGCUUCGACGAGGAGCUGGGUGACGCCGCUGCCAGCCAGGGCCGUGUGGAGGAGGCAGACUUCCUGAUGGACAUGUUUGGGACCCGCUGCGUCACAUUCACCGGAGUGGAGAUGGCGUGCGAGCGUGGCCACAUGCGUAUGCUGCAGGCGCUGCAGGCGCGGGGCUACCGCUUUGAUGUCCUGUCGGCACUGGAGGCCGCCGCGAGGGGCGGGCAGCUGGAGGUGCUGCAGUGGCUGAUGCAGCUGCCACCCCCCGCACCAGCCGCGGCCGCCGACGCUGCCCAGGCCGCUGCCGAGGCGGGUGGAGCAGCCGAGGCCGUCGUCGCGGUCGGUGCCGAGGCUGAGGCGGCCGAGGCCGGGGCGGCCCCUGCCCUAGCCGCCGCGGGUGCGGCCGCCGCGGGCGACGGAGCCGAGGCCGCUGCCCCGGCGGCCGCGGGCGGCGGCGCUCCGACGCGGGCGUCAGGGCGCGGCCGCAGUGCCGCCCCCCCGCACCCCGGUGCCAAGUACGUGACAGUGGACCUGAUCAACGCCGCAAUGGAGGGAGGCAACCUGCAGCUGCUGCAGUUCGUGCUGGACCUGAGCCCUCGCCAGCGGCUGGGUGCCGCCACUCUGGAGGUGGCGCUGCACCACACCGCGGGCGUGGACGGCCCCACAGCCACAGGCGGCAGCGCCAGCCUGCCCCUGUUUGACCUGUUGGUCCGGCGCGGCCUGCCACUGGGGACUAACGGAAGCCCCUACGUCACUGCUUCCACCGGCGUUGAGGGCCGCCCGCUCAUCGCCGCCCUGGCCCGGACCUACAACUGCCCCUGGGGCCCGCCGGGCCGAGUGCUCAGCUUUGCGAUCCAGGCCGGCGCAAGCUUGUCACUGGUGAAGUUCAUGUUGGCGGAGGGCUGCCCGGUGGAGGAGGAGGACUGGGUCACCAUCGCGGCACGUGCGCAGGUGGGAUGGCGCGUCCAGGACGAGGUGCGGGAGUGGGUGGUGGCGCAGGCGCGCGUGGUGGAGAAGCGGUUGCAGAAGGAGUACGAAGCCAAGGCGCGGGUUCAUGCGGCGAAGGAGCGGGAGCGCAAGAAGAAGAGGCAGGAGAAGCUGCGGGAGGAGAAGCGGCUGCAGAGGGAGAAGGACAAGGCGAAGGCGGCCCUAGAGAAGGCAAAGAGGGAGCAGAAGGAGAAGGUGAUGAAGGAGAAGGAAAAGGCCAAGAAGGAGAAGGAGAGGGCUAGGAAGAAGGAGAGGGAAAAGGCCAAGAAGGAGAAGGAGAAGGCUAAAAAGGAGGCGGCAAAGGCUAAGAAGAAGGAAAAGGAAAAGGCUAAGCAGGAGGCGGCAAAAGCGAAGAAGGCGGCCGGUCCCGUCAAGAAGGGGGCCGUGAAGCAGCAGCCGGUUCAGGCGGCUCCGAAGGCGCAGGCACCCAAGAGGGCACUUCCGAGUGAGGCAGAGGCCACUGCGGCCAAGGGCAAGAAGGGCGGUGGGGGCAAGGGAGCCGGGGGCAAGGCUGGUGGCGGCGGCGAGGCGACGGCGGCGGCUGGCAGCGGUAGCAAGCGGAAGCGUUGAAGUGGAUGCGUGUGGGUGUUUGGACUCAUGUUGGUUUAUUAUGAUGUGGUAAACGGCAUCUGCAAAUGUGCCUGCACAAUGCAUGGUCGCAUGGACUACUGGGUAUUGAGUGCUGGCAUUGUGCGUGGGGCCGCGGUGUGGGGUGUUGUCGUGCACAUUGCUGGGUGAACUGGAUGCAGCGGAUGGCUGAUGGAAUGAACUGAACCGACAUUGAGUUGCAUGUUCGUGUGAUAACACCACGGUAUUCAGUGCACAGGGGGUAUUGAGAAGUGAGUGAAUUGCGUGCAGACUGAUCAACGUGUCCCAUCCCAGCUGUAACCUUUGCUGUAACCUUGCACGCAAAGCACAGUUGCUAGGUGAUUUGGCCGUUGAGUGAUGAUGCUGAUACCGAUACAGUUGUAGCACUAUAAGCUGUUGCUGUAAGCUUUAUCGCCU
Messenger RNA from Chlamydomonas reinhardtii, 3496 nucleotides. RefSeq lists its product as uncharacterized. The transcript is spliced from 14 exons. NCBI's taxonomy places the organism in Eukaryota, Viridiplantae, Chlorophyta, Chlorophyceae, Chlamydomonadales, Chlamydomonadaceae. Gene Ontology annotation, molecular function: glycerophospholipase activity. Gene Ontology annotation, biological process: ceramide biosynthetic process; sphingolipid catabolic process. The coding region runs from base 248 to 3061 and encodes 937 amino acids. Gene Ontology annotation, cellular component: endoplasmic reticulum; membrane; cell periphery. The record is from RefSeq and is a predicted model, not a curated record.